AUGUCGGCAUAUGCCGCCGGAGCUGAGGCAGCCAAUGCGAAGGGGUACACGCAAUUUGUGGUUUCGGCGAUAAGGGCAUUGAACGACGAUUGGUAUAAUAUUCGCACAGGUAUCUGGGACGAUGCUUGGUGGAAUAGCGGAAACGUCAUCACUACCUUGGCAGACUUUGCGUCAAUACGGCUUGGCGAGGCCAACGAGCUCAAUGUUGGUGGCUACCUGAGGAACACAUUUUACCAAGCCCAAAAGGUCAAUGUCAAAACAGCCAAGUUUGUUGACAUGUCUGGCAUGGUCAAGUCCAUUUACUGCCUGGACCAAGAUCGUGGCUGCAUGGCUAAGCGAGAGUUUUUGGGCAAGCGUGGCUUCGACGAUUUUAUCAACGAUUUUUACGAUGACGAGGGAUGGUGGGCUCUGGGCUGGAUCAAAUCUUACGACGUCUCCGGAGAUCAAGCCUAUCUCAAUGCCGCCAUUGAUUUGUUCAACGACAUGCGAACAGGCGAAGGCACCGAGUGUGGCGGCGGUAUUUAUUGGAGCAAAAAACGAGACUACGUCAACGCCAUCGCCAACGAGCUCUAUCUGUCAGUAGCUGCAGCCCUAGCUAGACGAGUUCCCGGAAACGACACGUUCAAAACAACUGCCAUGAAACAAUGGGACUGGUUUGAGAGGAGCGGCAUGAUCAACGCGCAAAACCUAGUCAAUGACGGACUCGACAAGUCAUGCAAGAACAACGGUUUACAAACCUGGACCUACAACCAGGGCGUUGUCCUAGGUGGACUCGCUGAUCUCUUUUUGCUUACCAACGAUGAAAAAUAUAUAGAAAAAGCGGUAGCCAUUGCUCAAGCCGCCAUCAAAACAUUGUCCGGCAGAAACGGUAUUCUCAUUGAGCCCGACGGCUGCGAUGCCAGACUCAAUUGCGGCAGAGAUGGCUCACAGUUCAAAGGCAUUUUUAUUCGCAACUUACGUUAUCUCCAUGAUGUUGCUGCCCGCCAGGAAUUCAAGGACUACAUCAUAAGGAAUGCCGACUCCAUCUUGGACAACGACAAAAAUGGCGAUCGUUUCGGGGUGGCAUGGGCCGGCCCCUAUGCUCAAGCCAUUGGCGCGACACAAAGCAGCGCAUUGGAUGCGUUGGUUGCGGCUGUCGCUGUCUCAUAG
Messenger RNA from Metarhizium album ARSEF 1941, 1149 nucleotides. RefSeq names its product glycosyl hydrolase. The transcript has a single exon. The record is from RefSeq and is a predicted model, not a curated record. NCBI's taxonomy places the organism in Eukaryota, Fungi, Ascomycota, Sordariomycetes, Hypocreales, Clavicipitaceae. The coding region runs from base 1 to 1149 and encodes 382 amino acids. Gene Ontology annotation, biological process: carbohydrate metabolic process.